CAGCGCUGUUCUCCCAGAUCUCCAAGACCAGCAGAUAGUUCGCCGCCAAGGAGAGGAGGAGAUUGUGGCUGCGCUUACUUGUCGCAACCCUAACCGCCGGCCUCCCGGCGUCGUCUUCGAUCCCCAAUGAGCAAAUCCCUUAUUUAUUGGAGUAAAUUGCUGGUAACUGAACCAUGGGCGAGUGAGACCAUGACUGCGAAGGAAGUUUGCUGGAAUCACGUUUUAUUGGCAAAGACAAAAUUAAAAAGCUGAGAAGUAUCAAAUGGUUCCAGAUCUAGCAAUCUUAAUGUUUGCAUCUGAUUCCUGCCAAGUCUAUGCCAGCUCUGGGGGUCAAAGUGAAAAUUUGCUUAAGCUAAAAGAUAUAGCCAUAGAAGCGUUUAUUGGUGACAACAACUUAGCUCGUGAAACAAAAAUAAGAGUUUUGGAGAUUUUGGUGGAAGGACAUGCUCACAAAUCUUCAUGCCAAUGUUCUUUUUCAUGUAUGUGUUCAAACAGCCUUCACGGACUCCUUCAUGUUGUGCAGAACCGUUGUAAAUGGAGGGACGAAAAACGCACAAAGAUGUGUGAGCUAACUACAUUGAUUUUGGUUAACAUAAUGUCUACUGAUUUAGAUCGAAAGGAGCUUGUGAGUUUGUUGUUCCAUGCAGCAAGACAUGGAAGCAUCGAGUUUGUGAACCAAAUCGAUCAAUUGGACCCGAAUUUGAUUUUUGAGGUUGACAGUAAAAAUCAAAGUAUCAUUCAUAUUGUUGCCAAAUAUAGACAAGAAAAAAUCUUCAUGAUGAACAAACUCAGGUCUCAUAGGACAAUCCUAGCCUCCAAAAUUGGCCCUCAAAUGAACAACAUACUCCAUACAGUUGCAGAAACAGUUCCUGAAAUGGCAUUAAGUCUAGAGUCCGGUGCUAUUUCUGCAACUGUAUGGAGUAUGUUGUUCAUUUGAUGACACCCUGCACAAGGUUCUCGACAUGGUCGGAGUUCUUCUUGUGCUGGGACAUGAGCUUGGCAUAGAGGAGGAGC
Molecule: messenger RNA, 1014 nt
Organism: Morus notabilis
Lineage: Eukaryota; Viridiplantae; Streptophyta; Magnoliopsida; Rosales; Moraceae
Exons: 6
Coding region: 263-937 (224 amino acids)
Source: RefSeq, a predicted model, not a curated record